AUGGACAAACCCAACGUUGAACACGCAGAGAUACUCAGCAACCCCAAGCUGCUCUCCAAGGAUCCCGCUCCCGGCGACGUUGCGCUGCUCAAGGGGUCGGAGACGAUCCUCAUCCCAACUCCUUCAGCAGACCCAAAAGAUCCCUUGAAUCUACCGCCAUGGCGCAAGUGGAUGCUCCUGAUCCUCGUCUCCGCGUACAGCUGUACCGCUGUUGUGCUGUGCUCAGGCAUGGGGCCCAUCUUCUCGGUCAUCCAAGCGCAGUAUCCCGGAGAGGAGGAACGAGCCAAUGAUCUCCUCACGUAUCCGACCCUGUUCAUGGGCAUCGGAAAUCUCAUCAGCAUGCCCUUUGCCCUGACUAUCGGGCGCCGACCCGUGUUCCUUGCCUCAAUGCUCCUCCUCAUCGCUACCGGUAUCUGGUGCGCCUGCUCGCAAAGCUUGGCAAGUCACAUCGCCGGCCGCAACAUCAUGUCCCUUGCCGCAGGUCAGAGCGAAGCACUGUCGCCGGCUAUCGUCCAGGAAAUUCAUUUUCUGCAUGAGCGUGGCCGCAAGCUCGCAUGGUUCAUCUUUAUCCAAAAUGUGACCGCUGGCGUCUUUUUCGUCACCUCGACGUAUAUGGUCUCCGCAUGGGGUUGGCGGUGGUGGUAUGGAUUCUUUACUAUUAUGAACGCCGUUGCCUUUGCCUUCUCUGUCGUGUUUGCCUCUGAAUCUCUUCACGAGCGAUCUGAAGAGGCCAUGCGCGGGGAGACUUCUUCAGAAGACUCGGGCUCGAAGGAUGUGGCAGUUGAAGAAACCUCUCUGAUCCUCUCCGCCUACGGGACUCCCCUGGAUAUUGAGCAAUACGGCCCGCGAACCUGGCGCCACGAUCUCAAACUCGUCACGGUGACCCCGAACUGGAGCGACAUACCCAUCUUCUUCAAACACGUCGCGCAGGGCCUCUGCAUCCCGGUUACCCUCUGGCUUCUCCUACUCAACGGCGCCUUUCUCGGAGUCUACGUCUUCCAGUCAGCAACUUUUGCCAACGUCCUCCUCGCUCCGCCCUGGAGCUGGGCGUUUACAUCGCUCGGUUAUGUCCAGGCAGGUCAGAUAGCCUGCUGCAUCAUCUUCCUCCCGCUCCUUGGCUACGGCAGCGAUAUAACAAUCCGAUACUUUACGAAACGGAACAACGGCAUUUAUAAGCCCGAGUACCGCCUUCCCAUGAUCGGAAUCCCCGCGGCCGUCGGCGUGAUCUGCGGGAUAAUCUACGGCCAGGCUGCAUCACACCCAGAGAACUGGAACGUCAGCGCAAUCUUCGUCAGCUACAAUGCGAGCUUCUUUGCCUUUCUGGGAGCGAACAUCGUGGGCAUUACUUACGCGGUCGAUAGCUUCCCGAUGCGGGCUGCGCCGUUCUUGGUGGUUAUUUGUGCAGGACGUGGCAUCAUCUCAUUUGGGCUCAGUUACGCGACCUUGCCGGCUGUUCAGGACAUUGGAUAUGAUAUGACCAUGGUGGUUGAGAUGGUGAUUUGCGGGGUUCUGGCUCUGCUUGCAGUGCCUAUGUUCUUCUAUGGGCCGGCGGUUCGGAAGUCGUUCAAGGGGUGGGUUGGGGCUGAGUAG
Molecule: messenger RNA, 1590 nt
Organism: Aspergillus calidoustus
Lineage: Eukaryota; Fungi; Ascomycota; Eurotiomycetes; Eurotiales; Aspergillaceae
Source: the annotation of a GenBank genome assembly